UUAUUGUCAGUCUCGGCAGCGCAGCACAAGGGCAGGACCGUUUCCCGGAGCUGCCCCGAAGCAGCUAGCUCUUCUUCCCAGACGUCACCGUUUCUCAUCCGGUUAUCGCGCCGGAGAGAGUCCCCUCGGAGCGUCGCUGUCGAGGUCGCUGCUCAGCCUCAGCUGGACAUCUCGAGUCGGGAGCCGUCGGAGAGACGCAGCAGAAGCCGCGGAGAAAGUGACGGACGGAGCGGAGCCCGAUCACCGGGAUUUUUUUUUUUUUUUUACAUCGCACCGGUUUAGGAUAUUUCAGGCAGCUGCUUUGCCACCCCGGGGCUUGGUUUUCUUCCAGCCUGCCUUGACACAUCAUCGCUCAGAUAACAUUUCUAAACACCCGCGUGGUGCGUUUCUCCUGAGGUGGUCCAUAGCGAGCAGGCGCACCACUUUAAGCCCGUGCGUAACAGCGCUGGCUGUUGGAAUACUGCGUAGCAGUUCAUCCAUCCAUGCUUUUGAGUGGCAUUUUUUUGGUAUUUGGAGGUAUCUAUAAGUGAAAAGAAGAGAAACCACGACAAUUUUUACUUUGUCCCCAAGGAUAAACGUUGAAAACCCGAAGCGCACUUGGUGCGCAAUCCUUCCGCCGACGCUCCUGAAAUUACCGACCUGCGCUUUUGUACUCGACCAAAAAUUGGCGACCGAGUCGAGAUAAAAAGGGCAAAGCUUAUUAACUUUGCAUGCCAGAGGCCAGAGUGUGGAAUCUAAUCAUCGGGGUUACCGGUUAUAUUCGCAUACCAUCGGAAGAAGAGGAUAAACUUGAUCAACAUUUGACAUCGACAAAGCGUCUGCUGGAUUUUGGAGAACAGAAUGAAUCCGUUUUAAUUGAGACCACAGAAGCACGAGGCAGAUUGCUCAGUGAAUGCUACAAUCUGCAUGGAGUUCUAGUCUGCACUACGGAGCAAUUUAUGAUUAAAGAAUGCAAUUCCUGCAGCUGUGCACGUGUCUAUGGUGUGGUACUUUCCUCUUGUGGUAAAGGUUGGCCGCAUAACUCCCCCGGCUGUAGUACUGUGCCCACCUCGCCAUGCUGGCCUGUCUGCAGAGGAGGCAAAACCCUCCACCCCAGCACCCGCUGUGUGCCAGCAAGACUCUGGAGCCUCUGCAAGCCCUUGGACGGAAAUGUGAGCUUGUGGUGCCCAUACAUUCCCCACGCUACCCCACUGCGGCAGAACUCGAUGCCUUCGCUCAGAAGACGGCCAACAACCCUCUGUCCAUCAAGAUCUUCCCCACCAACAUCAGGGUUCCCCAGCACAAGCACCUUAAUCGGACUGUGAAUGGAUAUGACACCACAGGGCAACGCUAUACUCCUUAUCCACAUAUCCACACAGGGGGCCAUAAUGGCCUGCUGGCCAUUAUCAAGGCUUCCUCAUCUUCAUCCUCAUCAACAGCCGCCUUUGUCCCUUCAAAAGGUGUUCUCAAGAACUCAGAAGGUAGACGGACUAAGGUCUCUCCGGCCCAUAUAGCUGUUGCCCCAUACCCGCCCCCCAAUAGUAGCACUUUAGCAAGUGGCCAUGGCCAAAUGGUAUACCACACUGGGCCCUCAAAGCCCCCAGAGGGCCCCGUGCUAUCGGUUCCCCCGAAUGUCACUGUAGCUGGCUCAGUGAUUCCUGUGACAGGGGGCCGAGGCCUGGCCCUGCCUGCACAGUCUAACCUCCCUUCUAUCCAGAGCAUCAUCUACCAGAUAAACCAGCACUGCCAGGCCCAGGCUCUGCAGCAGGUGUGCCAAGGGGCUGCCACCGCACCAUCAAAUUCCAGCCCCUCCAAGCAGGGCACAACUGUCAUGGGGGUGUCUUCUAGCUCCUCAGGUGGAGGAUACGUGGUAGGAAUGGGUCCCCACGCUAAUAUGGUAUACACAGGGCCUGGGCUGCCAGCUCAAAAUGCUGAGGCUUUGAAGACUGGAGUGUACACAGAUGGUAUGGACUACAUCCUUUGGCAGAAGCAGCAGCAGCAACAGCAGCAGCAGCAGCAUCAUCAUCAGGCCGUGCUCCGCAUGUACAGCGGAGGUAGCGGAGGAGGGGGCGCCAUCAGCAAGUCCCCGGAAACCUGUGUUCCAGGGGGACUCGUGGCGGCACAAGUGUCCUCCUCUUCCUCCAGACCGUACCACCUGACAGUGAGUGCCAGCGGAGGAGGUGGGAUGGACAAAGUCAGCAGUUCCCCUUUGAACUGUGUGGGUAUGCAUGGAAAUUUCUCAGUGGGUCAAUAUUUUGCUCCCCCGUGGAACAGUGUGCUGGUGACACCUGACAGUGACUGCUACAACCCCCAGGAGCUUCUUGCCACCUCCACAGGAGGACCGGUCACGGGGCACAGAGAGAUGGGCUACCCCCAUCACCAUCACCACUACCACCAUCACCACCCUGCUGUAGACAGUGGGGGAGGUAUGUGCUGCAGCCUGCCAAGCAAGAGCCUGUGCAACACAUCAGUGCUGAGCAGCAGCUUGCAGUCUCUGGAGUACCUGAUCAACGACAUCCACCCCCCCUGCAUCAAGGAGCAGAUGCUUGGCAAAGGCUACGAGACUGUGUCUGUGCCACGUCUGUUAGACCACCAGCAUGCACACAUCCGCCUCCCUGUUUACAGAUAGAGUGGGAAGAAGAGAAGAGAAUCAACAGCUGGGAUUUGGUGAAGAAAAUCAAAGUUAAAGAACAGAUGUUUUUUUGUUUUGUUUUUCUAGGUACAUUUUGCUGAAAGUGGCACUGCUUUAACUAGUGUGGGAGCUUAGAAAGACAGUUUUCUGUGCUGUGUGACCUUUUAGAGGCAGGCUGUGGGAAUCCCAAAUACGAAAGGUGGUAGUGCUUGCCAAUGGGAAAGAAAAAGGGAUUUCAAGAUUCUCCAGAUGUUCAAUUGUGUGGUUUGCCAAUAGGAAUUUUGAAUUAAUACAUGUUUUUUUCUUCAGUUCAUUUGUUGUUUUACUCGCCUGAACUCUUUGAUUAGAAUCAUAGCUUGACAUGAAGUGCACACGGCACUUCUAUCCCCUUCCAAAUGCUACGGCUGAAGCUACUGUGUAGGUUGUCACUGAAAGGGUCUUAAAGGGCCAAAGCUUAGGGCUGCUUUCAAAAUCAAAAUCUAAGAGUACACAUAUAAACACACAUAGACAAACGCAUACAGAGAUGCGAUGUACUGAUACAUGAGACUAAAAUUAUACUUGGGUGUAUGUACAAGGAUCAUAGGGUUUAAUUAAAAGAAUAGUAUAAUAUUAGUAGUUAUGGCUGUUUAUAAUUGAUACAUAAAUUGCACUGCUUGAAUCUUGUUAACUUUGAUGUUUGGAAUUGGGUAGUUUGAAUAUGAUAUAUUUAAGAAACUUGAAAAACUUGAACCUAUUUUUUGUUUUAUAUAUUUGUAGCUAUAUUUUAUGCAUUGGCUGCUAUGGGGAGAAGUGUCUCGAUUGCUUUUUUUUAUUUAAUUAUUUUCCUUUUUUGUUAUUUUCAUUUGAUUCCUCCUCAAGCUAAUGUGCAGUUUCUAAUGUCCGGGAGUGAGGCAUAGUCGCUGCUUUGGUUCUGUAAGAACCUGGUCACAGAGCUCUUUUUCCUAACCAACACUGGAAUCUACAAUACAUCUUGAAAUACUUAUUUAAAAAGGAAAAUUUCGCAAAAAAAAAAGAACAUGAUAAAGAAAUGUUACAAUGAAGAAUGUGAUUGGAAGGUUAUCUAUAACCUUACGUGUAUGUUUAUGCGUGUAUGUGGCUGAGUGCAUGCACCUGUGUGCAUUUUAAUUUGUGUUUUUCAAAAUCCUCAGACUUUUUCUUUUCUUUUCUUUUUUUUUUUUUUUCCAAUGGUUUUAAUAUAAGAUUUCUACCACCAAGACUGAAACACUGAUUCCCCAGUCUCAUAAACAUCAUAUCUGUGAAAUAUAGAAGAGCUAUUUUGCUAAUCUAGCUCCCUUUUAUCAGAGGCUUUAGAUAUUCUCUGCAGCUAGAGCAGACAGAUCUGACAUGACUCUGUUCUAGAUGCAGUUGCAGUGCAGCAUCCCCUACAUCUGCCAAAUGUUUAUCAUCGUGACAGAAAGAUGGGGGAACAAAUCAAACUUCUGUUUGGGGGUGCAAGUCACCCCUGAUCCUGCAAACAAAUGCAAUAUGUAAACAAUCAAGCCCAGUCCUGUGGCAUCAGAUGAAACGAGACGAGGCACACUGCUUUCCCUUGUCUGUUUCUGCCCCUGGUUGGGACACAUUUAGCCCGGGCCAGUCUCUACUUGAUGAGUCAGAGCAGUGAAAUAUUUAUUAUGACUGUGAGAUUCCCUUGAAUGUACUGCACUUAAAUUACUGCAAUGUUUUAUUGCCUUUUGAGUGAAAGAGAAAAAUUGGAUCAGUGCAGCAGUCCUCUGGUCCUAAAUUAGCAUUUCUUUUGUCUGUCAAAUUUCAAUGGUAAAUUGAAUUUAGUAACUGGAGAGAGGGAGUCGGAGCUUUGUUAUGGGGGGAAAAACUGGCAUCAGUCUAGAUUUAUAAAGUGCAAUUAUUAUGACUGUAUUAACAUUUUUCUCUGAGCUUACACCAAAAAAAAUGUAAACUACAGUUGUCAAUACAUUCCCAAUGUACCACAUCCCCAAUCCCUUCCCCUUUUUGUUUUGCGGUGUAAAAUAAAUUUCUUUAAGAAUAUAUUCAGAAGCCA
Messenger RNA from Gasterosteus aculeatus aculeatus (three-spined stickleback), 4628 nucleotides. It is a transcript of the gene fam222aa, whose product is annotated as family with sequence similarity 222 member Aa. The record is from RefSeq and is a predicted model, not a curated record. NCBI's taxonomy places the organism in Eukaryota, Metazoa, Chordata, Actinopteri, Perciformes, Gasterosteidae.